This is a messenger RNA of Gekko japonicus, 4137 nucleotides long. It is a transcript of the gene AFF4, whose product is annotated as AF4/FMR2 family member 4. Gene Ontology annotation, cellular component: nucleus; super elongation complex. NCBI's taxonomy places the organism in Eukaryota, Metazoa, Chordata, Lepidosauria, Squamata, Gekkonidae. Gene Ontology annotation, biological process: regulation of gene expression. Bases 354 to 3902 code for a protein of 1182 amino acids. The transcript has 23 exons. The record is from RefSeq and is a predicted model, not a curated record.
UGGGUAAUCCGACUCCAGACAGAAGGGAGGCGAAGGCAGCCGAGGGAGGCAAGGGGGCUGACAUUGCCGCCCGCCUCGUCCGGCCCGAUCUCAGCGACCGCCAGACAUGGAGUCACGGCAGAGCCGGACAUCCGUCGUCGCCGCUCCUGCCCUUUGGCGGUGAUCCGCCGUGGCCUGCGCGGCCCCUCCCCUUGUCCGCGGCCGCCUGUGGGGCCUUCGCGGCCCUCCUCACACCCGCCCGGCAGCGGCCACCGGGAAAUGGUCGGGGUGUAGCCAAACAUCUAGCGGAGAUGUACCCAAGUUGAGAGAGACAUUACAACAGACAGGGUUGAAUACAGAGUGGCAAGGAAUUAAUGAGAUGUAUCUUAAGAAGUGGUUUGUGGCUGGCAUGCAACAUGAACCGUGAAGACCGGAAUGCGCUGCGUAUUAAAGAGAGAGAGAGACGUAAUCAAGAAAUUCAACAGGGUGAAGAAGCCUUUCCACCUAACUCUCCUCUCUUUGCUGAACCAUACAAAGUUACCAGCAAAGAAGAUAAAUUGUCUAGCCGUAUCCAAAGCAUGCUUGGAAACUAUGAUGAAAUGGAUGAUCUUAUAGGUGACCGGUCUCUCCAAAAGCUUGUUGGGUUUCCCAAACCAACAGUACCAUCAACAACAGAUGAAAAAUCAACCCAAAAUUUUUUUGGUGAACAGAGACAUAGUACUGGCUCUCAUCAGAGCAGCAAAUGGACGCCUGUAGGUCCAGCGCCUAGCACUUCUUCCCAGUCACAGAAGCGUUCUUCAGGUUUACAGAGUGGACAUGGCAGCCAGCGCAACAGUGGCAGUAGCACUAGCAGUAGUGGGCAGAGACAUGACCGUGAUUCAUAUAGUGGUAGUGGGAGCACCAGUAGCCGAAAAAAAACCCAGCAUGGAUCAGAACACUCAAAGUCUCGUUCUUCCAGCCCUGGCAAACCAUCUACUGUUUCUUCUGUGAACCCCAGCCAUUCCAGAUCUCAUGGAAAUGAUCACCACAGCAAGGAGCAUCAACGUUCUAAAUCUCCACGAGACCCAGACGCCAACUGGGACUCGCCAUCCCGUGUACCUUCAUUUUCUAGUGGCCAGCAUUCUAGCCAGUCUUUCCCUCCUUCACUUAUGUCUAAGUCUAACACAAUGUUGCAGAAGCCCACUGCCUAUGUAAGGCCCAUGGAUGGUCAGGAGUCCAUGGAACCAAAGCUUUCUUCUGAACACUACAGUAGCCAGACUCACAGCAACAAUAUGAAUGAACUGAAACCUAGUAGCAAAGCACAUUUAACAAAGCUGAAAAUUCCCUCUCAGCCUCUUGAUGCAUCAGCAUCUGGUGACAUGAGCAGUGUGGAUGAAAUUCUGAAAGAGAUGACCCAUAUUUGGCCACCUCCAUUGACAGCUAUUCACACGCCUUGCAAAACUGAACCUUCAAAAUUUCCAUUCCCAACCAAGGAAACUCAGCAGUCUAAUUUUGGCACUGGAGAACAAAAAAGAUACAAUCCUUCUUCAAAAGCAUCUAAUAGCCAUCAGUCUAAAUCAUGUGAAUCAAACCAGACAGAUGUGCUGAUAAAUGAUCUAACAGUUACCAGUAGUGAAGACAGUGAUGGUGAGCAGGAUUCAGAUAAGACGGUCCCAAGAGGUACACCUGGGAGUAAUUCUGAGCCAUCUCAGCAUACAAGCGAAGGGGCAGAUAAUUCCAGGGAUGAUUCAAGCAGUCACAGUGGAUCUGAGAGCAGUUCUGGUUCAGACUCUGAAAGUGAAAGUAGUUCUAGUGACAGUGAGGCCAAUGAGCCAUCACAGAAUGCAACUCCAGAGCCUGAGCCACCUCCAGCAAAUAGGUGGCAGCUUGACAACUGGCUGAACAAAGUGAAUCCACAUAAAGUAUCACCAGCUUCUUCUGUGGACAGUAAUAUCCCUUCAACACAAAGCUACAAAAAAGAGGGCAGAGAUCAGAGUUCAGGGAGUGGAUAUGCAGAUCAAAGUGGAUCUAAAGAUUCAGUUUCUUCUACUCCUGGAAGAGAUUCUAAAGCUACCCAGAAAGGGUCAGAGAGCAGUCGUGGUAGACAGAAAUCACCUGCUCAGAGUGAAAGCAUCCAAAGGAGGACUGUAGGUAAAAAACAGCCCAAAAAGGCAGACAAACCAUCUGUGGAAGAACCUCCUAGAGGGGGGCUGAAAAUAGAAAGUGAAACCCCUUUGGACAUGGCAACAAAUAUACCUUCUAACAGACAUAAGGCAGCCACUAAAGGCUCCAGAAAGCCCAAUAUAAAGAAGGAACCCAAAUCCUCCCCUCGGCCUACAACAGAGAAAAAGAAAUGCAAGGUUGCAGGCAAAUCCUCCCAGAAAUCCAAGGAAUUCAUAGAAACUAGUACCUCAUCUUCUGAUUCUGAUGAGAAUGAGAGCCUGCCUCCUUCUUCACAAACCCCCAAAUACUCUGAGAGCAAUAGGACUCCUGUUAAGCCCUCCAUAGAGGAGGAUGACAACUUUUUACGGCAAAGAAUGUUCUCUCCUAUGGAAGAGAAGGAACUCCUUUCCCCACUCAGUGAUCCUGAUGAAAGGUAUCCCCUUAUUGUGAAGAUUGACUUGAGCCUCUUAACCAGAAUACCAGGGAAGCCUUACAAAGAUACAGACCCAUCAAAAGCUGAAAGGAAAAAUGUGUCUGAGAAGCAUCCAAGGGAGCCUCAGAAAACAUCCUCUGAGAAAACUUCCACCAAGGGCAAGAGGAAGCAUAAGAAUGCAGAAGAAAAUCGAGCCAUUGAAAGCAAGAAAACAAAGCUGGAUGAAAAACCCUCAUCCGUACACAAGACUUCUAGUAACAGAGAGUCAUCAAAGCAAAGUGCUGUUAAAGAGAAAGAUCUUCUCCCUUCUCCUUGCACCACCCCAGCCAUCCAAAAAGAUUCCAAGCAAGAGCAUGUCUCAAGGAAGAGAACCAUCAGUCAGUCUUCUUCCUUGAAAUCAAGCAGUAACAACAACAAGGAAGGCAGUAGCAGUAAAAGUAGCUCAUCAAAACAAAAGAAGACUGAAGGGAAAUCUUCUAGUAAUUCUAAGGAAACAAAAGAAAAGGUUUUAAAUAAUUCUUCAAACUGCUCUUCUGCCUCCGCUACGACUGCAGAUAGCUCAAAAUCCCGGAGGCCAAAACUACUAUUUGAUGACAGGACUUACUCUGCAGAUCAUUACUUACAAGAAGCAAAGAAGUUAAAGCACAAUGCUGAUGCAUUGUCUGACAGGUUUGAGAAAGCUGUGUACUACCUUGAUGCUGUAGUGUCAUUCAUUGAAUGUGGGAAUGCAUUGGAGAAGAAUGCUCAGGAGUCAAAGUCCCCAUUCCCUAUGUAUUCUGAAACAGUGGAGUUGAUCAAGUACACUAUGAAAUUGAAGAAUUACUCGGCACCAGAUGCUACUGCUGCUGACAAAAGACUAGCAGUACUGUGUCUUAGAUGUCAGUCCUUGUUAUAUUUAAGACUUUUCAAGCUGAAGAAGGAAAGUGCAUUGAAGUAUUCCAAGACACUAACUGAACAUCUAAAGAAUUCUUAUAAUAAUUCUCAAGCUCCAUCACCUGGUAUGGGAAGCAAACCAGGGAGCAUGCCGUCUCCAGUCUCUCCGAAAUUGUCUCCGGGGAAUUCUGGAAGCUACUCUUCAGGGUCAACGAACCCUUCAGGGAGCACUUCUUCAGUGACUAUUCCACAGAGAAUCCACCAGAUGGCAGCCAGCUAUGUCCAGGUUACUUCUAAUUUUCUGUAUGCCACUGAAAUUUGGGACCAAGCAGAUCAGCUUGCCAGAGAGCAAAAGGAAUUCUUCGCAGAGCUGGAUAAAGUUAUGGGCCCUUUGAUCUUUAAUGCAAGUCUCAUGACAGAGCUAGUACGUUACACCAGACAGGGACUACAUUGGUUGCGUUCAGAUGCCAAGUGAUACCUGGACUGCAGAAAUCUUAAACAUAGAAGAUACUUUUCUUGCUGCCUCUGAUUUUUUUUCAACACUGUGUCAUAACAAUAAGGAAGACUGCCAUAAUGCAUUGCUUAGUGGAAAACAAGAUUAAGGAAUGCUUUCAUAUGUCUCCCAGCAUCAUGUGUGUGAGAACUCGAAUCAUGUCAAUAUGAACUUUUUUCCAGUGGUCCCCUUUUAAAGAUAUUUAAAAUAUUUUAAC